AUGCAUGCUUCUCACCAGAGCCUAGCUGCCCAUCGCUCCGAACCAACCAGAUGGCUGUUUGGCUGCGCCGAGUCACAAGGCCAGGCGUGUCCGGCCUACUUGCCGUGCUCUCCGAUCGGAACCACCGAGAGGGUGCCACUUGCAGGCUCAGCUUUGCCCAUGAGCAUCCCUCUCGGCCAGAGCUCGUUGAUCAGCUCGCUGGGCACCGAAGCGCCAUGGGAUCCCGCCUGGCAAAAGCACGGCCCCACCACCGCUACCUCGUCUCGAUACCCCAACACCUUUCGCAAACGACACCAGCAAUACCGUUCCUGCAGAAGUCUGGCUCCAGCCACGCGUACUGCCACCAUGAAGCGCAAGGUGCUGCUGAUGGGCCAAUCGGGCUGCGGCAAGACGAGCAUGCGUUCGCUCAUCUUUUCGUCCUACCGGGCUGCAGACACACGGCGGCUGGGCUCGACGUUGGAUGUGGAGCAUUCGCACGUGCGCUUCCUCGGCAACCUGGUGCUCAACCUGUGGGACUGCGGAGGACAGCAGUCGUACAUGGACUCGUAUCUGGACAAGCAGCGCUCGCAGGUGUUCUCUACCGUGGGCGUGCUGAUCUAUGUCUUUGACCUCGUCGGUGCCGAGGGAGGUGAGGAGGGGAUCGAGGAAUGGGAGCGCGAUCUGCGCUACUACAAGGACUGCAUCUCGGCGCUCUAUCAGUACUCGCCCGAUGCGCAGGUGUUCUGUCUGCUGCACAAGAUGGACUUGGUCGAUAAGAGUAGGCGUGCGGCGGUGUAUUCGAGUCGUGUCAAGGAGCUCAGGAGGAAGAGUAGGGAGGUUGCACAGGCGGCUGCGAAUGCCAGGGCGGCAGCGGAUGGGUUCCGGGUGCAUUGUUUUGCCACGAGUAUUUGGGACGAGAGCUUGUAUCGCGCGUGGAGUCGGAUUGUGCAGACGCAGAUUCCGGCACUGGGCGUGUUGGAGCGUCAUCUGCAGCAGCUGGCGGAUACGUGCUCGGCGAGCGAGGUGGUGGUGUUUGAACGAACCACGUUUCUGGUCAUCGCCAAAACCGCAUCCAGCUCCGCCGCACCCCUGUCGUCGUCGUUCAACAAGGACUCGAUCCAACCCUCUUCCGGUGGUCGAUACAUCUACGACGAAGAUGAAGAGGGCCUCGAAGGGUUUAGGGAUACGCAGGGUAGGGUGGCAUCAACACCGCUCGGCUCGGGCUUUAUCACAUCGUCCACCCACCCUGCUGCUCAUUCCGAAACGGUGGCUUUUGGUACAAGAGCCGCAGGGUUGGAUCCAGAGCGAUUCGAAAAGGUGUCGGAGCUCAUCAAAAACUUCAAGCUGUCGUGUCAGAAGCUACCUGCCAAAUCGAGCCAGUGCGAGUUUCAGGCGGUCGAACUCAAAGCUCCGAACUUUAGCGCGUACAUCGACAGCCUGACCUCCAACACGUACAUCAUGCUGCUGGUGCGCGAUCCUUCGAUCCAGAUGGCAAGCAUCAAGCUCAACGUCCAACUGGCACGCGACCACUUUGAACGCCUCCAGGCCAUCAAUCUUCGCUCCUAG
Molecule: messenger RNA, 1545 nt
Organism: Moesziomyces antarcticus
Lineage: Eukaryota; Fungi; Basidiomycota; Ustilaginomycetes; Ustilaginales; Ustilaginaceae
Product: MGC78980 protein
Exons: 4
Coding region: 1-1545 (514 amino acids)
Biological process (GO): cellular response to starvation; regulation of autophagy; cellular response to amino acid stimulus
Cellular component (GO): Gtr1-Gtr2 GTPase complex; fungal-type vacuole membrane; nucleus
Molecular function (GO): GTPase activity; GTP binding
Source: RefSeq, a predicted model, not a curated record